AGACAAGCCACUCAAGCAUUCUGUGUGGGCAGCUGGUAACCUUUUCCAGUCUUUACCAAGCCCUCUAUCUCAAUCAGAUCCAAUCAAAUCUUAGCCGGGGGCCGAGAUAGAAAAGCGGAGAGAGGUUGGAUAGGCGGCGCGGUCUUAAAAAAGCACCCACUACCUGGUCCUGCAGGCAAUAUGUCAGAUGAACAAAUUGCUCGUCAGACGGCCGCCUCGAGCUUCGAUAAACUUGAAAAUUUCAACUUCCUGCUCUCUCGACACGACCCUGAAGUCGCAAAACACCGACAGUACUCCUUUGACACGGACGCUGCAGCCAGCCUGGCUCACGUCCCUAACUUAGGCAUGCCCUACGAUCCCACUGAAGGCAUGGGCGGUUUGUCCGUCAGUUCGUAUGAGAGCAUCGAGGACGAGCACAGCCCGAUCGAUGUGCGAGGAUACCCGUAUCAUGCUGGUGAUAAGACCAUCAACUACUCCGUCUCCGACCACAUGCUAUCACACUCGGCCUAUCCUCUCUAUCCCCCAAUCUCAUAUGGACCUGAUGAGGUUGGCCAUGCACCUGGCGCCAUGACGCCCUCAGAUGUGUCCUCGUCCAUCUCACCGCCCAACGGCCAGAUCGGCAACAACAAGUACAGCACCCAGAUCUCGGGUGACCACAUCGCAUCCGCCCUCAACCAGGAAGAGCACUCUCGCCGGGCCGCAGAGGAGGACCGCAGACGCCGCAAUACUGCAGCAAGCGCUCGAUUCCGCAUGAAGAAGAAACAGCGCGAGCAGACCCUGGAGCGCACCGUUCGAGAAACAACCGAGAAGAACGCCAGCCUCGAAGCUCGAGUUGCCCAGCUCGAGAUGGAGAACCGAUGGCUCAAGAACCUCUUGACCGAGAAGCACGAAGCGGCCUCCAGCCGGAUGCCUCCACCCCCAGCAACAGACGUAUCGCUGAAUCAUCCAAGUACCACCGUCACCGGGAGCGGGCAAAAACAUAUUCAGCCAAAAAAGAAGGGCGUCGGCACCGACAACUAG
Messenger RNA from Aspergillus nidulans FGSC A4, 1020 nucleotides. RefSeq names its product protein metZ. The transcript has 2 exons. Gene Ontology annotation, cellular component: nucleus. Lineage: Eukaryota; Fungi; Ascomycota; Eurotiomycetes; Eurotiales; Aspergillaceae. Gene Ontology annotation, biological process: regulation of DNA-templated transcription. Gene Ontology annotation, molecular function: sequence-specific DNA binding; DNA-binding transcription factor activity. Bases 181 to 1020 code for a protein of 279 amino acids. The record is from RefSeq and is a predicted model, not a curated record.